AUGGCACAAGCAACACGCGAAGAAAAGGUGCAUGAGAAUCAAGAAAAAGAUGUUCAAGAAACAAGCAAUUCCAGCUUCAAAUUCAACGUUCAAGCGCCUGAAUUCGUGCCGAGAUCGCAUUCGCAAAUGCCGAUUUCCGGUUAUUACUAUCCUUGCUUUCAGAUUAUCGGUGGUUCUGGUGAACCUGAUUGGUUUUACGUUGGUGAUCAAGAUCCUUCGUGUUUGAUCCCUAGUGCAACUCUCCCUCCGCCUAGUUCUCCUAAGAAUGUACUCAAUCCUGAUCUUCAGCAAAAGAUUGUUAAACAGGUGGAGUAUCAGUUCAGUGACAUGAGCUUACUAGCAAAUGAAUCUUUCCAGAAACAGAUGAAUAAGGAUCCUGAAGGCUAUGUUCCAAUUACUGUGAUUGCUUCCACCAAAAAGAUCAAGUCACUUGUUAGCAACAUUCAUCUUCUUACACAGGCUAUACGUCAAUCUUCAAAACUUGUUUUGAGUGCUGAUGGCAAGAAGGUUAAACGCAAACACCAUUUCACUGAAAAGGAGAAAGAGGAAUUACAGUCUCGUAUUGUUGUGGCAGAGAAUUUACCUGAUGACCAUUCCCAUCAAAAUCUUCAGAAAAUAUUUUCCGUAGUUGGAAGUGUGAAAACGAUCAGAAUAUGCCAUCCCCAAGAACCGAAUUCUUCUCGCCCGAAAGGUGAUUUCCUCAUCAGUAACAAGCUACAUGCACUUGUGGAGUAUGAGACAUCAGAUUUAGCUGACAAAGCUGCUGAAAAGUUAAAUGAUGAAAGGAAUUGGAGGAAAGGGAUGCGAGUAAGGUUGCUUCUUAGAUGCUCGCCAAAGUCUGUUUUGAAGAACAGAAAGUCAGAAUUUGAUGGCUAUCUAGAUGAGGAUGAGAAUCAAAAUUCUGAAACUGCUGAAGAUUCUUCUCAUCCAAGCAACACUGAAGUAUGCACUGAGAAUAAUGGUGAUGAAACAUCAGUAGGAUCAAAGAAAGGAUGGGCUAGAGGGCGUGGAAAGGGAAGAGGACGCAUUCAAAACCAUACCGGACGUGGCCUACUUGCCCCACCAUCUCCAUCAAGCAGCCUUGUCCCGAGUGAAAUAUCGACUAAACCAAACGCCAAGGGCCCUAGAAUGCCAGAUGGUACAAGAGGUUUUGCUGUCGGACGAGGCAAGCCAAUUAGUUCUCCCACUUCACCUCAGGAGUAA
Messenger RNA from Vicia faba (fava bean), 1203 nucleotides. Lineage: Eukaryota; Viridiplantae; Streptophyta; Magnoliopsida; Fabales; Fabaceae. The record is from the annotation of a GenBank genome assembly.